Messenger RNA from Dioscorea cayenensis subsp. rotundata (Guinea yam), 1209 nucleotides. Its product is annotated as zinc finger CCCH domain-containing protein 35. Gene Ontology annotation, molecular function: metal ion binding. The record is from RefSeq and is a predicted model, not a curated record. Bases 61 to 1170 code for a protein of 369 amino acids. The transcript has a single exon. NCBI's taxonomy places the organism in Eukaryota, Viridiplantae, Streptophyta, Magnoliopsida, Dioscoreales, Dioscoreaceae.
CUUCACACCAUUUUUCAAUGGAAGUGAACUAAAAACAAAGAUAUUGAAAGGAAAACGACGAUGAUGAUGAUGAUGGGAGAAGGGAGACAUACCGAUCCGACGGUCCACGCUCCUCCAUGGAACCUCUUCGAUGAUCCAACGGAAAGCGUUGCGUUUCAGCUACCCGUUGGUAAUGAUCCAUACCUUCUCGGAGAUGCAACCAUGGCGGCACUCCAGAGGUUUCUCCCGUCCAACGAGGAUGGCGAUGAGUUGGAUGCCCCCGUCGAUGCCUACUCGUGCGAUGAGUUCCGGAUGUACGAGUUCAAGGUGCGGCGUUGCGCGCGCGGGCGCUCACACGACUGGACGGAGUGCCCGUACGCGCAUCCCGGCGAGAAGGCACGCCGCCGAGAUCCACGGAAGUACCACUACUCUGGCACUGCCUGCCCGGACUUCCGCAAAGGGAGUUGCAAGCGUGGUGAUGCUUGCGAGUUCGCACACGGCGUGUUUGAAUGCUGGCUUCACCCGGCGCGAUACCGCACCCAGCCAUGCAAGGACGGCACGGCGUGCCGCCGUCGUGUGUGUUUCUUUGCCCACACGCCGGAGCAGCUGCGCGUGCUUCCGCAGACUCAGAGCCCCAAAGCCCCCGUCGAGUCUUACGAUGGAUCUCCGCUUCGUCACCACGCGCUUGAUGCUUAUUUUACGAAGAAUAUGUUUUCGUCUUCGCCGACCUCAACGCUGAUCUCCCCGCCGGUGUCUCCUCCGUCGGACUCGCCGCCGAUGUCGCCGGUGGUGAGGCGUGCACCGGUCGGCGCUUCUGUGAAUGAGGUCUUGGCAUCGCUGCGGCAGUUGCAGCUUAGCAAGGCGAAAUCAGCGCCAAGUUCGUGGGGUCUUCAGAUGGGAUGUGGUCUUGGAUCGCCGAGGUCACCGGCGGUAAGGGCCGGCGGGGGAUUCAGCAGCUUGCCGGCGACGCCGACGAGGUCGUCAGUGGGUGGUUCUGGGUGGUUUGAUCGUUGGGAUGGGGGGCAUGUGGAUGAACCCCCGAUGGAGAGGGUGGAGUCCGGGAGGGCUCUACGAGCGAAGAUGUUCGAGAGGCUAAGCAAAGAGAGCGGGAUGGAGAGGCCGGAGACCGGAUCGCCGGCGCCGGCGAUGGGUACGCCGGACGUUGGGUGGGUGUCGGAGCUGGUGAUGUGAGAGUGUUGAUGAUGAGAUGGAUUGGAUCUAAAAAAAAAA